Molecule: messenger RNA, 1675 nt
Organism: Orbicella faveolata
Lineage: Eukaryota; Metazoa; Cnidaria; Anthozoa; Scleractinia; Merulinidae
Product: tubulin delta chain-like
Biological process (GO): microtubule-based process
Cellular component (GO): microtubule
Molecular function (GO): GTP binding; structural constituent of cytoskeleton
Source: RefSeq, a predicted model, not a curated record
AAGUCUGAACUGAGUUUCCCCAGGCUUCUCCGGUCCUCGAUCCAAUAUGGCGGACAAGAGAUGCAACUUUGAUUAACGUUCAAUAUGUCCGUUGUUUCGCUACAAUUAGGCCAAUGUGGCAAUCAGAUAGGCGGAGAACUGUUCAAUCUGCUAAUAGAGGACGCAACAAAGCUGAAUCCUCAGUUUAUUUCUAAGACUGUUGAUCGUAAAGUUAACCAGGAAUAUGAAGAAGAGGUCGUGGAGAGAUUUUUCACUCGAGACAAAACGGGAACUAUCAAUGCACGUGCAGUCAUGAUUGAUAUGGAGUCUAAAGCAAUCUCUCAAACGUUACUGGAGGCCAAGAAGUCAGGCAAGUGGACAUAUCCUACGGGCCAACAAUUUUGCCAGAAACGCGGUUCUGGAAACAACUGGGCACAUGGUUUUCUGGAACACGGGCCAAAAUCAACGGACGCCGUGCUUGAAAUGGUACAGCGAGAGGUGGAAAAAUGCGACAGAUUAGGCGGAUUUUUGAUCUUGCUCAGCUUGGCUGGUGGAACUGGCUCAGGUGUGGGAGCUCAUGUUACAGCUUGCCUUCGCGAUGAAUUUCCUCAUUCGUUUAUAUUGAAUCAAGUCGUUUGGCCUUAUGGGACAGGGGAAGUAAUAGUACAAAAUUACAACGCCAUUCUAACUUUGUCUCACUUGUACAAGUGCUCAGACGGCAUAAUUAUCCUGGAGAAUGACAAGUUGCAGAGUAUAUGUUCAAGGUUAAUGAACUUAAAACACAUUUCUUUCAAGGAUAUAAACAGGGUAAUCUCACAUAAACUUGCCAGCGUGCUGCAGCCAGUGAAGUUGUUCUCUCCCGGACAGGAUGCGGCGUCUUACAAAAAUGCAGUCUCAGUGAGAAAUCUGCUUGGAGAUCUGAUUGAACAAGUUUGUCCACAUCCUGAAUACAAGCUGAUGACUUUAAAGAACAUUCCACAAAUGGCAGAAAAUUCCUUAGCUUAUAGUACUUUCACUUGGCCAGGACUGCUAAAGCACCUAAGGCAAAUGCUCAUAGCUGAUGCCAGCAUGGAGGAAGGUAUUGACUGGGAAGUGAAGUUGCCUGUACCAUCAAACCCAGAUGGUGCAGAUUUUCAUCAAAGACCAGGAGAACUGCCUAGAUUGAGAAGCCGAUUUAACAAGUCUGUUGCCAAUCUUUUGGUGUUAAGAGGAGUAGAUGUUCAUAGGUCAGAUUUGUCUUCUUUUAAUGACCCAAGACUACAUGCAAACUGGGUGCCAUCCACUUGUGCUAAUGCGGUAUGGUGCCACCCACGACCAUUCAACCAUUAUGAGAAGUCUGCCACAUUGCUAAGCAACAGUCAAACUCCUGUAGCACCUUUAGACUCUGUAGUCCAGAAAGCUUGGAACAUGUUCACCUCACGAGCCUAUGUGCAUCAGUAUUUGAAAUAUGGAAUGACUGAAGAUCACUUUGUGGACAGUUUUGCUGCUACUGAACAAGUCAUUAGAAACUAUUCUUCCUUGUGAUUUGGUUAAAAGCUAUCUGUACCCUGUUAUAAAAUGAAAGCUUUCUACUGGUUAAUGUAGUUUUAUUAAAAGUGAGGUGUCUAAUUUAAGGAUGUUUGCGCAAAAAAUUUUUUCUGAGACUUUUACCACUGUAAGAUGAUGAGUUAGCUAUGUCAGAAAUGUAAAAAAAAAU